Messenger RNA from Styela clava, 1777 nucleotides. Its product is annotated as mitochondrial fission factor-like. Gene Ontology annotation, biological process: positive regulation of mitochondrial fission. Gene Ontology annotation, cellular component: peroxisome; mitochondrial outer membrane. The record is from RefSeq and is a predicted model, not a curated record. NCBI's taxonomy places the organism in Eukaryota, Metazoa, Chordata, Ascidiacea, Stolidobranchia, Styelidae.
AAGUUAACCAGCUAAUUGUUCUUAUAUAAAACAUUUCUAGGUGUUUUAAUUUUCUUCGCUCUACUAAGCAUGGUGAUGUAGUUUCAAUUCUCAAGUACUAUAUUUAAAAAUUCCUCUUCUCUACUGUACUUGUUAUGGAUAGCACCACUGGUGAAUAUUCAGAAGAAAACGAAACCCCAACUCGUGGUUUUCCUGUCAUUGUUCAAAACUCUUAUGCGUCAAAUUUGGAAUCAUCAGCAUUGCAAAAAAUGGCGUUUGACAGCGAUUUCGCAGAAGACAUAAAUAUGAAAAUGAGAAUUCCACAAAAAUUAACUGUUGGUGCUUCACAAAAUGAUAGCAACUCAACUACCAAUGGGUACAUUCCAUCACAAAAACAUGGAGCGUAUGAGAUGGAGGUGCCAGAAAGAAUCGUGGUUUCUGUUGGUGAGGAUGGUGCCAGAUAUGGCCGUUCUAAUAUUUCAAUCUCGCGAGAUGAUCUUUAUGGCGAUAAUUUCCCACAAAGGAAUCCAAAUGAUUUAUUAUCUUUAACAACACCACCUCGGAAACUAACUCUGGAAGAAAGAGAUCUAGACACUCUUGAUAUUCAAGAUUCCCAACAAGAUACCAGUGUGACGAAAAGUGAAACAUCACACAAGUCAAAAGAAUCAGUCAGUGAUGUCUUAAUGGGCCCAGUCGUACCAGCAGUUCAUAAUGAAUCAAUGGAAGAACUUGAUGAUGUUUCAGUGUUAAGAAGACAGGUUUUUAAGCUUCAUCAUCGAAUAACUUCCAUAGAGAAGCAGCAAGAAGAAAAGUCUAAACGUGAUUUAUAUGUUUAUGCAGUCACAAUUGCAUUCUGGUUUAUAAAUGGAUGGUUUUUAUAUAGUUCUAGAAGACCUUACUGAUGUUUUUUAUAUUUCUACUUUUGUUAGUUUGUCAUAAACUGCUACCGCAUUCAAGCAAUCAUGUCACAUACUAAUUCAGGAAGUUUUCAGUUUAAAUGUUUAUGUGUCUUAAUGUGUGAAUAAUCCUGAUGUCGUGUUUUACACUUGCUCUAUUAAAUAGUGCACAUUUGUCUAUUUGGAUAAAUCAUUAGAUUACAAGAUUGCAGGGUUUAUUCAGCAAAGAUAAUAUUAUUAGUUUGUCUAAUAUGUGUAUGCAUGCAUGUCCCAUUGAUCUAUAUGCACAUUCCAAGGAUAACACUUUUUCAUCUUUCCUUCUCUCUUUCGAAACUGUGCUUUUGCUUGCAGAUACAUACAAACCAUGAUCUGAGAAAAGAAUAUUAGACAAUUUGUGUAAUUCAUUCUAUUAACAUGUAUUCGACAAUUUAUUACUUUAUUUAUUUCUUCUUCGAAACGCUUUGGGAUAUUUGGAGGGAAGCUGCUUGGUCUAUGAAUAAUACCGAGAUACUUGAAAAUCUGGCAUCUUUGUCAAUUACAUUUAGCUUUUAGACUAGAGAUUAAUAAGCCUCCUUAAAAAUUAAGAAAAAAUGGCAAGUUCUGUGAUCCAGUCUUGGCAGUACCAUGAGGUGGUCUCACGCUUGCAAUUGUCUGUGUAUGGAAUUAAAAUAUUAUGACGCACAAAACAAAGACAUCUUUGCUCUUCGUCAAGUUCCCAACCCAAAGUUACCAUGAGUCGUAGCUAUUCUUUGACUUCAAUUUGUUGAUGAAAGACUGUACUGUACUUCAAACUUAUUCCAUUACUCUUAAAUGCUUCAUAAUUGUAGUGAUUUCAAAUAACAGGUUGUGGCUAAUAUAUUAUUUCAUUUUCUUUCUGCCAUCGAAUACAUGUUUCAAAUAAA